Xenopus tropicalis (tropical clawed frog) is the source of this 1210-nucleotide messenger RNA. It is a transcript of the gene cope, whose product is annotated as COPI coat complex subunit epsilon. The transcript is spliced from 10 exons. The record is from RefSeq and is marked provisional. NCBI's taxonomy places the organism in Eukaryota, Metazoa, Chordata, Amphibia, Anura, Pipidae. Gene Ontology annotation, molecular function: structural molecule activity. Gene Ontology annotation, biological process: intra-Golgi vesicle-mediated transport; endoplasmic reticulum to Golgi vesicle-mediated transport; retrograde vesicle-mediated transport, Golgi to endoplasmic reticulum. Gene Ontology annotation, cellular component: cytoplasmic vesicle; COPI-coated vesicle membrane; Golgi membrane. The coding region runs from base 43 to 942 and encodes 299 amino acids.
GUUGUGGAAGCUGGCCGGCUGACGUGUCCGGGAUAUACAGAAAUGGCUGCACAGGGAGAGGUGGACGAGUUAUUUGAUGUGAAGAAUUCUUUCUAUAUUGGAAGUUACCAGCAGUGCAUUAAUGAGGCGCAAAGAGUAAAGCCUUCAAGUCCAGAGAAGGAGGUGGAGAGAGACGUUUUCCUGUUCAGAGCAUAUAUAGCCCAGCGCAAGUAUGGGGUUGUUCUUGAUGAAAUUCGGCCAAAUACCAACCCUGAAUUACAGGCUGUCCGAAUGUUUGCAGAGUAUCUGUCCAAUGAGAGUCGCAGAGAUGCCAUAGUUUCAGAUCUUGACAAAAAGAUGGCAAAAAGUGUUGAUAUAACUAAUUCAACAUUCCUGCUGAUGGCCGCUUCAAUUUACUUCCAUGAUGGCAACACAGAUGCAGCCUUGCGAGCCCUACACCAAGGAGACAGCCUGGAAUGCAUGGCCACAAUAAUCCAAGUGCUGCUAAAACUUGACAGGCUUGAUUUGGCUCGGAAAGAACUGAAAAAGAUGGUAGAGGUGGAUGAGGAUGCAACACUAACACAGUUGGCAACAGCUUGGGUCAAUAUUGCUGUGGGUGGGGACAAGUUGCAAGAUGCCUUCUACAUCUUCCAGGAAAUGUCUGACAAAUACUCAUCUACACUUCUGCUGCUGAAUGGGCAAGCCACAUGUUAUAUGGGCCAGGGCAAGUGGGAAGAUGCAGAAGGUGUUCUGCAGGAGGCACUGGAUAAGGAUAGCAGCCAUCCAGAAACCUUGAUCAAUUUUAUUGUCUUGACCCAGCACUUGGGCAAACCACCUGAGGUCACCAACCGUUAUCUGUCUCAACUGAAGGAUGGACACAAAAAUCACCCAUUUAUUAAGGAAUACCAAGCAAAGGAAAAUGAAUUUGACCGGCUGGUCCUGCAGUAUGCACCCAGUGCAUGAACUCAUCCUGGUUAAUUUAUAUUCCAACAUUAGCACUAAGCUGUCACCAUAAAGCACCUCCCUACAGGGCAACCAAAUAUGUUCUUGUGUGAGGUUUUCUGAGUCUGUACUUCAUAUGACUGUUCUAAAUUAAGUGAAACCUUUGGGUCUGUAUCAACAUAUACAAAAAACUGAUUAGGCUGUCUUUACUGAAGUCAAGCAGUUUUAAUCCUGUAAAACUUAAUCUUUGCAAAUAAAGACAAAAAGACCAAACUUUUUUAAAUACAAA